AUUAGUAGUAGCAGCAGUAAUAGUAGUUGUAGCAGCAGUAGCAGUAGCAGUAGCAGCAGUAGUAGUAGUAGUAGAAAUAGUAGUAGCAGUAGUAGUAGCAGUAGUAGCAGCAGCAGCAGUAGCAGUAACAGUAGUAGUUGCAGCAGUAGCAGUAGCAGUAGUAGCAGUAGCCGUAGUAGUAGUAGUAGCAGAAGUAGUAGCAGUAGCCGCAGUAGCAGUUGCAGCAGCAGCAGCAGUAGUAGUAGCAGUAGUAGCAGCAGCAACAGUAGCAGUAGCAGUAGCAGCAGCAGUAGCAGGAGUAGCAGCAGUAGCAGUAACUGCAGCAGCAGCAGGAGUAGCAGCAGCAGCAGUAGUAGUAGCAGCAGCAGUAGCAGCAGCAGCAGCAGUAAUAGCAGUAGUAGCAGCAGUAGUAGCAGUAGCAGUAGUAGUAGGUGUAGCAGCAGUAGCAGUAGCAGUAGUAGUAGUAGCAGCAGUAGUAGUAGUAGUAACAGCAGUAGCAGUAGUAGCAGUAGUAGCUAUAGCAGUAGAAGUAGCAGUAGCAGUACCAGUACCAGUAGUAGUAGCAAUAGUAGUAGCACUAGUAGCAGCAGCAGCAGUAGCAGUAGUAGUACCAGUAGUAGUAGUAGUAGCAGCAACAGCCAUAGCAACAGUAGUAGCAGU
Humulus lupulus (European hop) is the source of this 660-nucleotide messenger RNA. RefSeq lists its product as uncharacterized. Lineage: Eukaryota; Viridiplantae; Streptophyta; Magnoliopsida; Rosales; Cannabaceae. The annotation marks the transcript as partial. The transcript has a single exon. The record is from RefSeq and is a predicted model, not a curated record.